This is a messenger RNA of Pomacea canaliculata, 5723 nucleotides long. RefSeq lists its product as uncharacterized. The coding region runs from base 3091 to 4458 and encodes 455 amino acids. The transcript is spliced from 2 exons. Lineage: Eukaryota; Metazoa; Mollusca; Gastropoda; Architaenioglossa; Ampullariidae. The record is from RefSeq and is a predicted model, not a curated record.
AAGAAACAAAGAUAUUUAUCUCUGAUUAUUUAUUGUCUCAAUAAACCGUGUAGAGCUGAUAGUGGAAAAACAGAAAGGCGUGGAGCAAAACCUGCAUGCUUUUUCCACCUCACCAAAAAAACGCACACAAAAUUAACAAAUGAUAAACUAUGCAACUGGAGACCUUUGUGCAUAACAGAUCGAAGGAACCAGCCUCUCUCUAGUGCCCAUUUAAAUGCCUACGUUUUAAAGCCUCCCCUGGUAAGUUCUGCCUCCCGUUCUGCCUCCGUUCUAGACUUCACGCUCUCAUGAAUCUCUGCCGCAAGAUCGAUAGCUAAAAAUCAAUCUGUCAUACAGGGCUUGCAGGCACCCCAAGAAACGGCGGAUGUCGCACAGCGCGAUCUCCCGGCUACCAGUUUUGGGGAGGUUGUCGAACAGCGUGCAAGGUUAAGUGUUUUUCCCUGUUAGUGUACCCCUAACACGUCUCAUUUACGCCAUUAAAAAAUCGAUUUGAUGUGCGUCUCUUAAACUUCCCACAUGACAUGCACUAGUUCGACACUUUACUAACUUUGCUCUUACCUACGUACACCUAACACACUAAAGGAGUCGAGAGGCGGGGUUAAGAACGACUGAAGCAAACUGCACACACACUCAUAUCAGAAUGCCAUCCACACACGUCUGCAUGCCCGGGUCUGAGACCACAAGAUGGGCCUAGCAAUGUAGACAGCUGAACGGUCCAACCUUGGACCUGGCCCACCUUCUACCGCCACGCCCACAACAUCCCCCGCCCAACUGCAGUCUGACUACAAAAGUACAGUUACAGCUGCGGGUGGGGGUAGGUAAAGGCGAUGUUACUGGCCAUACAAAGCCGCGGCACGUGUCGUAACAGGUUUGAGAAGGACAAUAAUUAGCGAUCGAAACGCACCACUCUACCAGCUCCCCUGCCGCCAGUACGGUGGGGAGAGAUGGCGAGAAAGGGGUCUACUUCAGCAACUUCUCUGUGAACUUUCCUGUCUCGGCGAGGAUAGUGGAGCUGGUAGGAAAGCUUCUGGUCGCUCCAAGAUUUUCGAUAACCCUGGCAUUUAUUGGUGGGUAUAUUUAAUACUUUAUUAUUCUUUUGAAGCGCUAUUCUCUCGUGGCACCCUUGGGAUACAGGCGACACUGUUUAAUAAUACUUUCUUAAUUUACUGGAAACAUAUAUUGCCGCAGUAUCCCUGAGACACAGGUAAACAUAUUAAAUACUUUCUUUUACUGACGCUAAGAGUUAUGCCGGCACUGUCACUUCAGUGUGUUUCACCGAAAGGUGUUUAUCCAAUGCCAGAAGAACCAGUAUUUAGAUAAUCCGGUUUUUGUAUUCUAAAGUCGAUUCGUUCAAUUCUAACUGGAAUUUCUACGCCACAUCAUAGUCGGGUAACAUAUGCCUCAUUGCUUUACAUUUAACGAGGUGCAAAUUGUUUUUCUAAGAUUAACUUCUUUCUGUGAAUGGUGAUGUUUGUAAACAUAUAUCUCGUGAACAUAUAAGGGGGAAGGGUAAUUCGCCCAGAUUUGAGGAAAUAGUGCUUGUGCUGAUCUUUACCCACACACCCUCCCAAUUUAAAAUAAGGGGGAUGCACAGAUCAAUGUCAGUUAAUUAGCAUCGUCCAGAAAAUCUGCAAGAUGCAGGGCGUUAAUUGUCGCUUGUAUCACAAAUUACUUGAAUCUAAACAGUUGUAGAUAUGCAGUGCUGUAAUAUAUUGUUUACUUCUGUACGGUGCAAACAAGGAUCGAGAAACAUCGACAGAAAAUUUGGCUUAGAAGACAAAACUACGAAUGUCACCUUGUAAUCUAAGUCUGCGAACGCGUUAAUUUUUUUUUUUUUUUUUUUUUGCUUCACUGAUCACAUCUGUGAAAGUCUUUUCAAGUGCUGUUCCUGGAAAAUCUAAGUUCGGACAUAAACAGGUGCACAACCAAGGUUUCUGCUACAAUAAAUCAAUCUCUCGUGUUGAAUUAGGAGGAGGGCUACUCCCGUUAAGAAGCCGUGGCGGAAGGGUGUGUAUUGUAAUGUGUCAUUAACGCUCCAAUAUUGGUAGGAAAACGAUCUUCGCCCAUCGGACAAACCCCCAGACGAUGGUUGUGGCGUCGUUAGAGGCAGAGAGUGAAUGCAGAUCAUCAACAUUAGAACAUACAGUCAGCGGUGACGGGCAGGACAGCCAAACAAUACUAAGAAUAAUUACAAAUCAUUCCGGCAACUGGUAAAUACUGCUAAUCAUAACAGUUGUCACGGGUUGUUUUGUUUAGUUACAAUACAAACCUGUGCAUAACACUGUACAAGUUCAUCUACUUUUACCGGAGUGGCCUUAGUGAAAAUAAAAAACAAUAAACACAACACAAAAAAAUGUAGGGCUCAAUAGUUGGAACGCUUUUUGCCCAGUGCAUGACGUAUCUUAAUAUAGAAAUGACGCAGAUCUGGCGAUUAUCGACGGCAUGGUGUAUCGAUGAAUGUUUAGCCACUCUCUCUCUCUUGUACCCCGGGGUUCCGAUAGUGAUGCAUGGCCGUCGUGUCGUCAUCUGAAAUGGAUCGGUGGUUACGUUAUACUCAAAGGCUCUGGGUGGCUAUAGCCGAUAAAACGGGUGACAAGAGCCCCGACCCCGUCUUUGGCAAGUCAGUAAAACCUGGUCAGGGUCCGCGGAUACGUGAUGGGACGUCUCACUGAAGUGGUAGUCACUGACAGAGUACUAGCGAUUAAUGCCUUAAAUGGCAUGUCCUCUCACUGCCUAUACUACCAUAUUAUUAGAAAAUGAUUUGUCUGCUGUCUAAAUGGCAGUGACAUGUUUGACAAACUAAAGGCCAGCCAACACAUCCUUAAGUGAGAAGUCAUCUUGCAAAAGAGCUACAAAUAACUAUGGACUUUAACAUUUUCCUUGCAGACAAGAACUGUUGAAAGAACUGCAUAAGUGUUUAUUAUUCUUCCUAACAUUAUAAAAUGUGUAUUAUAACAAUAAAAAUUCAGAACUAGAGAACUGUAAUCUUUAUAGUAGGUAAUGUGUAAUGUACAUAAAAAUGGAGUGUAACUGCAAUAUAUAAAAGAUUCCUAUACUGAUUGCAUAUACUGAUGGUAGUUACAGUUCGCUAUGAAUCAAGUAACACUAGCUCAUCACACUGCAAUCACAGACUGGUGUAUUUGGUCUAAACUUAAACAAGAACCCUACAGAAGUGGGGCAUUCAUCCAGAAUGACAGCUAUAAGAUGACAGCAGAAAAAUAUGACUCAGUCAGCAAAUGGUGUACAAAUGUUAAUGAAUUGUUUAUACGACCUGUAAAGAAAGAUUCACCAGCACUCUUUCGACGGUUUAUUGUCUCCAAUGCGACAUUUGCACAUAAAAAAUCUACCACCCAACCAAUCUGCAAGACAGUCUCUGCAUGUUAUGCUAAUACCAUAAAAAUGGGUGCCAGCAGUGCAGUCUUGAGUGGUAGAGCAAAGGUUGCAGGUAAAUCUAUCAAUGGCCAAGAGAUAAAUAGGCAUUGUGUUCACAUACUGCUUGGCAAUGCUACAUCUGCUAAGAUGGAUGAUGUAGCCAGGUUCCAUAAGGAGGAGGAAAAAACUGUGUACUUGAAGAUACAGCCAGAGAGGAAGCAAAAAUUAUCAAGUGGCUGGACAAUUAAUAGGCCAAUGCUUUACUCUGCUCAUCCAUCUCUGACUAGUCAACUCUCCCCUGGAACUGAAACCAAGGAACCUAUCCUGUCUCAAAUGGCAUCAGCAACCAUGGCUGACAGCAUAGGAACUGAAUGUUACACUAAUCUUAUUGACUCUAAGUGGGCCACCAAAGACAUGACUUUUCACAUCAGUCAUGUGCAUUCAUGUGAACUUGAGAGUGCAGAGGAGAGUGAGCAAGAGCAGGCAACAAAGGAUGAUGAUAAAUGGAUUUCCCAAGCUACAAAUCCAGUGAUAUUAGACAGGUCUACUUCUAAUAGUAUUCUAAAUGUUCUCUCUGUGGACGACUGCAGGAUGUCCAUGAGGUACCGUCCCACAAGAGUGGUUCUCAGCCAACAGGACAUGAUGGUUUCUAGACCACUGCAUACUGAUGAAGAGGAUUCAUCAAAUGUUAAUGUGUGUGCUGUCACCAAGCAUCAACAGGCUGAUCACACUCCAUUUCGAGUUAGCAGAGUGUCAGGACAAACCACACUUAGUCCAUCCACAUCGCAACCUCAAACUGCUUACAACCAAAAGCCCUAUCACAAGCACAUGGGACUAGCAAUCACAGAGGAUGUUCUGUGCUCAUCAUCUGCUGCUGUGGAACGUGCCUUUGAUGAGAUGCUUGGCAAAACAUUUAGCACCAGAAGUGUGGACAGACCUCACACCAACCGUCAUCACAACCUGCUCAACAAAGCACAUUCAGUCUGCCAUGGUCAGACCCGGCGCUUUGGCCAACUCAAUCGUUUUCUGAGAGAAAGCAUGUGGAAGCUUGUUGAGUCUCAAAGGAAUAAAACUAUGAAGACUUAAACUGUGAAGGAAAAGAACUUGGAAAUACCUGCAGGGAAAAGUGGACAAGAAUAUUUUGGUCUUAACACUUUGUUGGAUUUGUAAGAAACAAUUUUUAAUGUCCUGUAACUACCACAAUAUUUCGAACUAUGUAUAAGCAUGCCUGUGAAGACAGAUUGGUGCUUAUGGUUGUCAUCAACUUAAAAUGAUUUAGCUGUGGAUACACAACUGCAUCAGCCUUUGUGGGUAUGACUGUUUUUAUGUGGGCAUGCAUUACCUUAUUUGUGUAUACAUGUUUGAGUGACAAUGACAAUUUCUUUAUUCUGUAGGCUUGUGUCCAUAACCGAUGUUGGGGGAGUGGCAUGGGGGGCAAGGGGGAGAAUCAAAUUAAAGUACAAAAUACAUAAAUACAGUGCCCUUACUUCAUUAAAAUUAUAAGAUACAUUAAAUUGUUACUAACAAUAUCAGUAAUUUGAAAAUAUUUAGACAUCUCCUUGCUAAUAAUAUGGAUAAAUGAUACUGAGAAGGAUACUUACAGAAUUUUUCAGGAAUGUGUAGCUGUCGUAGUUCUUUGUAUUUUGGGCAAAUGAACACAAAAUAUAACUUAAGUUUCUUUACAAUUGCAAUGGGAGCAUUUUAAAGAGGCAUUGGAAAAACUGCUAUAACACUGCGUACCUUUGCUGCUAAGUCAUGAGGCUUGAGAGAACAGCGUGUUGACAAAAUUAUUAUUAGACAUUUAUAACUAUUAAUUAUUUCCAGUUUUACACCAUUGUGAUGCCAUUCUUCUUUUCUAGCAACAUGACCCCCGUUCCUGAAAAUGAUCACAUUAGAUUUCUUUAUAUUUACAGCUAGGUCCAAGUGCUUUGUUUUCUAUAUAAAAUAUUUAAUUGGCUUUGUAAGCCAAUCACUGUAUCAUAAAACAGAGAAAUGUUGUCUGCAAAUAAAAGGAGAAAUAACUAGAUUAACUCUGAACCAAGCUGAAUACCAUGUAGACCCUCUGCACAGAUUUUGUUUGUGAACUCAUUAAUAAAUAGUGAGAAUAAUGCAUGACUACAUAUUCCCCUUGCUUCAAACCCCUAGGACAUUCAAAGUAGUCUGUCAGAAGUACCCUCACACAAACUCUAGCUUUUACUACAUCAUACAUGCUCUUAAUCUGCCUUGAAUACCAAAUGUUUUAUUAAAAUUGAUAAAUGCUACAUAUAACUUUUUAUGAUGUUGAAUUUUUUUUUUUGUAUAAUAGCAACUAAUAUGAAAAUGUUAUCUAUUGUACUCUUCUAAAACCUGCU